Xenopus tropicalis (tropical clawed frog) is the source of this 1601-nucleotide messenger RNA. It is a transcript of the gene serhl.2, whose product is annotated as serine hydrolase like, gene 2. The record is from RefSeq and is a predicted model, not a curated record. The coding region runs from base 252 to 1166 and encodes 304 amino acids. NCBI's taxonomy places the organism in Eukaryota, Metazoa, Chordata, Amphibia, Anura, Pipidae. The transcript has 13 exons.
CAGGGUUCAGGAAUCAUUAAUGUAAGUUUGGAUUUUUAAUUGUGUUUGGAAUUCUUAUCAGCACAUACAGACUUUUGUGCUAGUUGAGAGCAUUAGGACCCUGCAGGCACUGGGAGGAAAAUCACAUGGGCGGAAGGGAAGCAAUCUUUGAAUACCUGCAUGGAGGAGAUUGAGACUGAUGGUAUUUUAUACAACGUGGGAUUUUUCCAAACUCAAAUUUCUGAAGAACUGCUUUCUAAAUUGGCACAGGAAUGUCUGCUCUUUUAAAAGAGUUGCGUUUCACUGUACCCUGGGGACAAUUAGCAGCUAAAGCCUGGGGUCCUAGUGAUGGUCGUCCUGUGCUUUGCCUGCAUGGCUGGUUGGACAAUGCUAACACAUUUGACAGAUUGAUUCCUUUACUUCCCAAUGAUCAUCAUUUUGUGGCCUUAGAUUUCUCAGGACAUGGGCUGUCAUCCCAUAUGCCUGAGGGGGUGAGAUACCAACACGUUGACUAUGUGUCGGAUGUACACAGAGUGGUAACACAAUUGGGUUGGCGACAAUUCUCAAUAAUGGGACACAGUAUGGGUGGAGUUGUUGGUGGAUUAUUUGCUUCUGUUUUUCCUAAGUUGGUCAAGAAUCUCAUAUUGCUGGAUUCUUAUGGAUUCUUCCCAGUUAAUGCGGACAUGAUCCAGACUCACCUGAAAAAGAUAAUAAGCUAUUACUCUCGUUUAGAGGGUGUGAGCGCUGGCAAAAUAUACUCCCCGGAAGGCGCUCUGCAGAGGUUGUUGGAAGCAAAUGUCAGUCUGACGCAGGAAACUGCAAAGUUGCUGUUGGAACGUGGCACUAAGACUGUGGAAGGGGGUGUGGUCUUCAGCCGUGACAUCAGGGUAACUGUGAACAAUUCAUUGCCUCUCUCCACAGAGCAGUGUGUUCUCAUGCUGAGCAAAAUUCAGGCGGAUGUACACAUUAUCAUGGCCAACGAGGGGCUCACAGCUGACAUGAUGCGAGGGGUUUAUACGGAUGUGGGACAAGCCUUAUUGAAAGGAUUCAGAGAGAGUCUAAAGGAGCGUUGCCAGGUUACAGUUGUGGAUGGAAACCACUUUGUUCAUCUGAAUGAGCCUGAAAAGGUGGCUGGUAUCAUCAAUGACUUUCUACAUGCAAGGUCAUAUCUUCACUGCAAUCUGUAAGAGCCUCAGAGAUACAACAGCCUUUCUCAUUUACCUGCAAAGCCAAAAUAGCAUCCACCUGUCAAACGCAGACAUGGUGAUCCUAGAGGGCCAUACCCAUAGCGGUGGAGCUAGAAAUUGCAGACUAUGAAGGACAAGAAGAAAAUAAUAAAACUCUAUGUAGGACACUGGCACUUAUAUCUGGACACAUUUUUCUCAAGGGAACUGUAGAAUGCUGGGAAAGUCAUUUGCAGGACCUUUGCAGUCGAACAACAUGCAGUAUGAAAGCCAUUUGUGUAAUACAAACAUACGUGUGGAGAAGGAUUUGGUUUCAACCAGAGCAGGCAGAUGCUUUGGAGUAAAUGGACUACACUUCUACCAGCACAGCAAGAAAAUGUACCACUAAAUAUUUGUUCUGUUAGACUAUUUUUAAAAUACACUUAAUGGUAAAAGUUA